Molecule: messenger RNA, 318 nt
Organism: Cutaneotrichosporon cavernicola
Lineage: Eukaryota; Fungi; Basidiomycota; Tremellomycetes; Trichosporonales; Trichosporonaceae
Exons: 3
Coding region: 1-318 (105 amino acids)
Source: RefSeq, a predicted model, not a curated record
AUGUCGAACGAGCAAACCGCCAUGCAGGCGCAAAUCGCCGAAGUCGCACAACGCAAGGCCACGACACAGGCUCAUCGCGGACAGGAGAGCCAAGUAUCGGCUGCCAAGUUGGCUAAGAAUAAGCGUUUGCCUGCGACUAUGAUUACGCCCGGGGGGAAGAUUGAGGUGUCGAAGAAGGCUAAACGGGGGAAGAAGAAGAAGGCUAGUGACGCAGCGCGGGAGAAGGCGAUUGAGCGGAUUGAGCAGAGUGCCGUCAAGGCUCGGGCUGUUGAGGAUCGCAAGGCCAAGCGCCAGCGUGCCAAGACUGCGUGGGAGUAG